Messenger RNA from Mytilus trossulus (common blue mussel), 2602 nucleotides. RefSeq lists its product as uncharacterized. Lineage: Eukaryota; Metazoa; Mollusca; Bivalvia; Mytilida; Mytilidae. The record is from RefSeq and is a predicted model, not a curated record. The transcript is spliced from 13 exons. Bases 1 to 1275 code for a protein of 424 amino acids.
AUGGAUCAUAUAGCAGAUGAACUGUGGUUGAAUAUGGCUGGAGAUCCUUUAGUUCCUCUAACUUUCCUGAUACCGGCACUUCGUGACAGAGAGGGAUUUUAUAGUGGAGAGGUCAUCAUCAAAACGAUCGAAAGGCGGUCAUAUUCAACCACAAGACUGCAGCACGAUGUCCUUUCUGCCACAGAAGACAAUGAAAUCCUAGACAAUCUCAUGUCCUUCAAUGAAAUUAAAGGAUUGAUUAUCAGAAAAUUUAAUGAAGCCCAUUGGAUUUCGAUCCCCAUUAUUGACAGUAACUUUACUCUUAUAGACCCGAAAGUGAAAUCAAUGAGAACACUGUCAUCUAGCGAUGUAUGCCAACUAGUAAGGAGCCAUUGUUUUCACCCUGGAGCCGUUUACAUUGUGCAGAAGGACACUUGUCAAAUUGGAACAGACGAAAACAUAGAAAGCACUGAUGUAGAAGAAACUGGAGAGGAGAUAAUUCAGAAUGAGGUGAAACGAAAUUACGGAUUAAGGAAGAAACCACCAAAGAAAAGAAGGACGAGUUUUUGGUAUGAAUUAGACCAUAAGAAGAAUGCCAAGAGAUUGCCAGCUAAUUCUGUGGAAGACAAUAGUAGAAAUACAGAUGAGGAUGAACAUACGCAAAAUGACGAAGAGGACAGUUCAAAAGAUACGCCAGAGAUUUCUGAAAUAGACGUUACGCAUGUGACAUGGCUUAAUAAAGACAGUCCAGAUGACACGGAAGUUGGAAACAAUGAAGAAGAAGAAAUAGAUGAAGGGCAAUACAACUUAGAAUCAGUUUGGUUAUCUAAUAUUGACUCUGCAUUAAAUCACAUAUUCGGGAUCAUGAGAUGUGAUGAUUCAAACUGCGAUGAGGUUGACCAUGAAAGACACCAUGAAUUUCUGAGAACACCAAACAGAGUUCAACAAAGGGAGCAUGAUACCUACGGUUUUGGUUAUCAUGUCUUCUCGGAAAAGCUGGUCUAUGAUAUUGGUUUAACUCUAUCGCAGAAAUUAUUGUAUUAUCCGAAACUGCCAGGGAAACCAUACACCUCAGCAAUAGUAGAGCAGAUACGGGGACUUGCAGACUGCAAAUUAAAAGAACUGUUUACUGUUAAUACUACUUUUGCUUCAAAGUACAUCAGAGACGUGGUCUUGAAGGAGAUAAUGAUUUGGCUAUUGUGCCGAAGCAGCAAAUGUCCAUACCAAUUUGCCAACAAUAAAUGUUUGUCAACAGAACAUCGAGUUGUGAGGAAAGGACUAAGAAUUUCGAUUUAAAUGUGUAUUCACGUCUCAAAAAAUCAAUUUGUAGCUAAAGUUUAUUACUUCUUAAAAAUACAUAACAGACGAGACAAAAAAAAAACUAUAAAAACUCUGAUAAAAACCGAUCUUCUAUCUAUUGCAUUUAUAAUAAGCCUUGAACAAUACGCAAUGUCACAAUUUAAAAAUAAAAUAUGAAAUAUAUUACUAUAUAGUGUUUCCAUAUUAUUGCGAAAAGAGAAUAUUAAACAAUUAUGAAAAACGGUUUUCCAUUUUUCCAAAAUUUUGUCUUUAUGAUUUAAAGAAUGAGAUUAUCAAAUGACAACUGCAUGUGGUUUAUUGAUCCGAUUUCUUUUACGAAAUCUUUUCAAAUUUUCCUAACUUGUCGGCUAUUACGUAUUCUUUCAUGGUAAUUUUUCGCGAUACACCGAACGAAUGUUUAGUUGUGAGAAAAGCAUGAUUAUUUAAUUUUUAGGAACUGAUUGUACUUGUAUUUUUUUGAUUAUCUGGCUUUCUUUAAAUGACAUUCACAAUGAAAUAAUCAAUAAUGAAUAUGCACAAGAGAACAGUUGCAGAUAUGUUUAAAUGUAUUUAUCUUUAAUCUUUCGUCUUGUUUUUGUAAAUGUGCAGUGGGUAUGUCUUGAUCCAGUGUCAAAGUUUAUAAGUGUUCUUCUCAACAAUAGGUGUAGAUAUCAAUAAUAUAAUGGGGUGGUGCUUAUCUGUGAAAUGUUUCGUAAAUGAUUGGUUCUGGUUGUAUUUUGGUCACUCCUCCCAAUCAUCCAGAUUGAUGGUUGUAGUAAUUAUUUGGACAGAUAUCAUUUCAAGCUCGAUUUGAUAUGCUUAAUAAAAUUUCUACAGGUCAUAAAAAUUGUGUAUUUUGGUGUACGUUUAAUAUGUAUUAGAUAUAGUUAAUGAUUAUUUUGUGUGCCCAAUAAUGUUUUUAUUUACUCAAGGAUUUGUUAACACGUUUUUAUUAUCAAUGUUUUUUGUCAACUUAUUAAGAAUAGAAUAAGAAUAAGAAUUUUAUUAGGCUGAAAUCUAAACAAUCGGAUUGUUAUUAUGCAUUUGUAUCAUUCAACAAUAUUCUUUUAUAACUGCUGUGUACUUUAUUCUGAAAGAGAUCGAAAACGAAUUCCCGCCACUAGGGAUAUAAUCUUUAAUGUUAUCAUUUACCCCUAAAAAUUAAAAACAAAUUAGAUAUUAAAUGUUAAAGUCAUUUUCGACCAUCAAUCAAUCUUUUUAUAUUUUCUAUUAAUACAUUUGAGAACAUUUGAUAUCAAAAUAUGAACAAAUAAUCGUUUUCAAUAUUUAAAAUUGCACAACAGAACAUAUGCUCAAUUUAGAA